Suillus paluster is the source of this 717-nucleotide messenger RNA. RefSeq names its product ribosome biogenesis protein Nop16. The record is from RefSeq and is a predicted model, not a curated record. Gene Ontology annotation, biological process: ribosomal large subunit biogenesis. The coding region runs from base 1 to 717 and encodes 238 amino acids. The transcript has 5 exons. Gene Ontology annotation, cellular component: nucleolus. Lineage: Eukaryota; Fungi; Basidiomycota; Agaricomycetes; Boletales; Suillaceae.
AUGGCUAAUCCACGGCAGCGUCGUAAAGCAAAAUCAUCGACGCACAGAGCGGUAUCCCAUUCACGGCGUGCAAAGAAGAUCCUGAAGAAGAUGCCAGUGAUACGAGGUCCAAAAGCCUUGCAGGACGCUUGGGAUAAAUCAAAGACAGUUCGCCAGAAUUAUGCUGCCCUGGGACUUCAGCUCGCUUUGACCCCCACUCAGUCGGGCGGCUCAGAGCGUACAACGAUCCCUUCAAAAGAUCCAGCCACCGCUGGGUCAGUCUCUGGUACCGCUAAAUCAGUCGAGGCUGGUCCUUCGACUGCAUCAUCCAUUCCCAGAGGGUUUGGAAGGAUCAUUCGAGAUGCAUUUGGUAAUGUGAUGCGGGUUGACCUUCCUGAAUCCGAGGAGAUCGAACACAGCGUACAAAACAACCAGCUCCCAGAAGCGGAUGUAGAUGCGAGAACUAUGGACGAUUGGGUCGGCUGGUCUUCCUCGCCAUUCGCGCGGGGAACACAUCCCGUUACUGGUGAGUUGUUGGAGAAACUGUCGGCCUCGGGUAGGGCACUGCCGCGACACUCGUCAUGUGGAGAAAGAUCAUACCUCGCACGUUUGGUCCAAAAAUAUGGCGAUAACUAUGGAAGUAUGGCGAGAGAUCGCCGACUUAAUCCUGAACAAAAGACAGUGGGUGAGCUAAAAAGGGCGGUCGAAAAGGCGGGUGGGGUGAAGUCAUUCUCCUGA